UCAAUCAAGCACUCCAAGAAUGUAGUACCAAGACUUGGACAACUUGAUACGCAUUAAAUACACAAGAACCAAAUCCUGGCCGUCCAAUUUUCAUGGAAUCACAUAAAUUUGACGAUGGCACGUAUGCGUUAGCCUCUCCAUUCCAUGGUCGGCAUCACCAAUCUAUUCCCAUAAAGGGCUAUCACGUUUUUCUCUCCCUUUGAGAUAUACUACAGCUCUUCCUGAUUCUUGAGAUUUCACAAGGAAAAAUGGAAACCAAAGUUGAUGGCGGAGAAUACCAAGACUUGUUGCCUGUGAUGGCAGAUAAGUUAGAUGUCGAUACCUUUGUUGCCGAACUCUGCAGUGGGUUCCGUCUUCUGGCAGAUCCAGCUAAAGGGUUGAUCACGUCCACAAGUCUGCAGAAGAACUGUGAGCUUUUAGGAUUACAAGGGAUGAGCGAAGAAGAUGCAGAGGCUAUGGUACGAGAAGGCGAUCUAGACGGAGAUGGGGCGCUCAACGAGACGGAGUUUUGCAUUCUUAUGGUCAGACUCAGUCCGGGGAUGAUGGAGGAUGCUGAGACUUGGCUUGACAAGGCCAUCCAAGGGGAGUUGCAGAGAGCCUCUUCUUGAUUUUGUGUUUGUCAUUUUUAUUUGUGUAGAUGAUGCCUAAAUUACUAACUACCUUAUAUCCUCUCUAUGUUUCUAUCAUAUAAUUGGUGGAACGAAUUAACUAUGCAACCUGAGACGACAGUCGAUUACUUUUAGAGAUGUAAACCUGCAAAAUGCAUUUGAUGUUCGUUUAUUUACUACUUAUAAACAGGUGGGCUCCCUGCUUUCAAGA
This is a messenger RNA of Sesamum indicum (sesame), 819 nucleotides long. Its product is annotated as calcium-binding protein KIC-like. NCBI's taxonomy places the organism in Eukaryota, Viridiplantae, Streptophyta, Magnoliopsida, Lamiales, Pedaliaceae. The record is from RefSeq and is a predicted model, not a curated record. Gene Ontology annotation, molecular function: calcium ion binding.